Messenger RNA from Chelmon rostratus (copperband butterflyfish), 6447 nucleotides. RefSeq names its product kinesin family member 21A (gene kif21a). NCBI's taxonomy places the organism in Eukaryota, Metazoa, Chordata, Actinopteri, Chaetodontiformes, Chaetodontidae. The record is from RefSeq and is a predicted model, not a curated record. Gene Ontology annotation, biological process: mitotic spindle organization; microtubule-based movement. The coding region runs from base 344 to 5053 and encodes 1569 amino acids. The transcript is spliced from 34 exons. Gene Ontology annotation, molecular function: microtubule binding; ATP binding; microtubule motor activity.
CGGCGGCAGUCUGCAUGAGGGCUCGAGCCGGAGCAGAAGCAUCCGGGCCGGACUGCGCAGAGAUGCCGCGCACGUAGACGCGACAUGCGGACACGGCGCCUCACCUCCCCGCUCACCUCCUCGCUGAUGUCACGGUUCAAACACCGUUCAGAUAAUUUUUGUGUGUGUUUUGAAAUGGCGGCGCUGAGGUCGAGGUGAGCAGCUCCGUUGCUCGGUCCGCUCGCCUGCCGGGGAGUGCGCACUUUUUCCCUCCCUUCCUUUUUUUUAUGCUAGGGGCAAGCAGCCAACACAGAUAAAUCCCGUUUUUGCUCUAUAUUUUUUGUCGAUUUUUGCGUGAGGAAUCAUGACGACGGGGCAGGAUGAAAGCUCAGUCCGCGUGGCACUGAGGAUUCGUCCUCAGCUGGCCAGGGAGAAGAUAGAAGGAUGUCACAUCUGUACCUACGUGAUGCCCGGGGAGCCUCAGGUGAUCCUGGGCAAAGACAAGGCCUUCACCUACGACUACAUGUUCGACAUGGACUCCCAGCAGGACGCCAUCUACACCACCUGCACCGAGAAGCUGAUCGAGGGCUGCUUCGAGGGCUACAACGCCACCAUCUUUGCAUACGGACAGACGGGUUCGGGGAAGACCUACACCAUGGGGACGGGCUUUGACGUCAACAUCCCGGAUGAGGAGCUCGGCAUCAUCCCCCGCGCCGUCCACCACCUCUUCAAGGGCAUCGAGGAGCGCCGACAGGCCGCCCAGGAGCAGGGGCGCCCCGUACCGGAGUUUAAAAUCAACGCCCAGUUCCUCGAGCUUUAUAACGAGGAAGUUCUGGACCUGUUUGACUCCACACGAGACAUGAAGCAGAAGUCUCACAUCAAGAUCCACGAAGACGCCACCGGGGGAAUCUACACAGUGGGGGUGACCACGCGGACUGUGUCCUCCGAGGCCGAGAUGAUGCAGUGCCUGAAGCUGGGGGCUCUGUCUCGCACCACAGCCAGCACUCAGAUGAACGUCCAGAGCUCUCGAUCCCACGCCAUCUUCACCAUCCACCUGUGCCAAGUCCGCGUCUGUGCCUCCGACAAUCAAGAAACCGAGACCGAUAACAGAGUCUCCAACGGAAACUCCGAGAUGGACGAGUACGAGACGCUGACAGCCAAAUUUCACUUUGUGGACCUGGCCGGCUCUGAGAGGCUGAAGAGGACCGGAGCGACGGGUGAUCGAGCCAAAGAGGGCAUCUCCAUCAACUGUGGACUGCUCGCUCUGGGGAAUGUAAUCAGCGCUCUGGGUGACCGAGGCAAGCGGGCCUCACAUGUGCCUUACAGAGACUCCAAACUCACCCGACUUCUACAGGACUCAUUAGGAGGAAACAGCCAAACGGUGAUGAUCGCCUGCAUCAGCCCGUCUGACCGUGACUUCAUGGAGACGCUGAACACGCUGAAGUACGCCAACCGAGCCCGCAACAUCAAGAACAAGGUGAUGGUGAACCAGGACAAGGCCAGCCAGCAGAUCAGCUCUCUGAGGACGGAGAUCGCUCGACUGCAGAUGGAGCUGAUGGAGUACAAGACGGGUAAACGCAUGGCGGGUGAGGACGGCGUGGAGAGCUUCAGCGACAUGUUCCACGAGAACUCCAUGCUGCAGACGGAGAACAGCAACCUGAGGGUGAGAGUGAAGGCCAUGCAGGAGACCAUCGAUGCCCAGCGGGCGCGGCUCACCCAGCUGCUCAGUGACCAGGCCAACCAGGCCCUCACCAGGGCGGGUGAAGGUGGAACUGAAGAAAUUGGAAACAUGAUUCAGAGUUACAUCAAAGAGAUUGAAGACCUCAGAGCCAAACUCCUGGAGAGCGAGGCCGUGAACGAGCAUUUGAGGAAGAAUCUGUCCCGUGCCUCCAACCGUCAGUCGUUCUACGGAGGGCCCGGCUCCUUCUCCUCCACGGCUCUGGCCCCCGAGAAGGAGACCUCCGACAUCAUCGAACUCGCCAAGAAAGACCUGGAGAAGCUGAAGAAACGAGAGAAAAAGAAAAAGAAAAGCGCCAACAAGGAGGAAGUUCCCGACAACGAGCAGGAAAAGGGCACCGAGAAGGAAAUGACGGAGCGAGUCAGCGAGGACGCGGAGAUGGAGGUCCAGGAAGGCAGCGACCACGAGGAAGGAGAAGAGGAGGAGGAGGAGGAGGAAGAGGAGAUGGAUGUGGAGGAGAGCUCGGAUGAUUCUGACUCUGAGUCGGAUGAGAAAGAGAACUUCCAGGCCGAUCUGGCCAACAUCACCUGCGAGAUCGCCAUCAAGCAGAAGCUGAUCGACGAGCUGGAGAACAGCCAGCGGCGGCUGCACACGCUCAAACAGCAGUACGAACAGAAGCUGAUGAUGCUGCAGUGCAAGAUCAGGGACACCCAGCUGGAGAGGGACCGUGUCCUCCAAAACAUGAAUUCGGUAGAAAGCGGCACGGAGGACAAAGCUCGCAAGAUCAAGGCUGAGUACGAGAAGAAGCUGAGCGUCAUGAACAAGGAGCUUCAGAAGCUCCACUCGGCUCAGAAGGAGCACGCCCGCCUGCUGAAGAACCAAUCGCAGUACGAGAAGCAGCUGAAGAAGCUUCAGAUGGACGUGGCGGAAAUGAAGAAGACGAAGGUCCGUCUCAUGAAGCAGAUGAAGGAGCAGCAGGAGAAGAACAGGAUGAACGAGUCUCGCAGAAACCGAGAAAUCGCUUCCUUAAAGAAAGACCAGCGCAAGCAAGAGCACCAACUGAAGUUGCUGGAGGCUCAGAAAAGGCAGCAGGAGCUCAUUCUGAGGAGAAAGACCGAGGAGGUGACAGCUCUGAGGAGGCAAGCCAGGCCUACCUCGGGUAAGGUCAUCAGGAAGGUCAAUCUGCCGGAACCGGUCCAGGACUCCCCCCACAGACCACCAUCUGGACGCAUGUACUCCUCCGGCAACGCUGCUCCCAACGGCACUCGGUCUUCCUACAGGCGUACGGUCGGGGUUUACUCCACCAGAGUCGCACGUAAUAAAUGGCAGUCUCUGGAGCGACGGAUCUCUGACGUCAUCAUGCAGAGGAUGACCAUCUCCAACAUGGAGGCCGACAUGAACCGCCUCCUCAAGCAACGGGAGGAGCUGACCAAGCGUAAAGAGAAGGUCAUCAGGAAGAGGGACCGGCUGGUCAGGGAGGGGCCAGACGCGGAGAAGGCGAUGCUUCCCCUGAACGAGGAAGUGGACGCGCUGACGGCCAACAUCGACUACAUCAACGACAGCAUCGCAGACUGUCAGGCCAACAUCAUGCAGAUGGAGGAAACCAAGGAGGAGGGCGACACAGUGGACGUCUCUGCUGUGGUUGGUUCCUGCACCCUGACAGAAGCUCGCUUUCUCUUGGAUCACUUCAUGUCAAUGGCUAUCAACAAGGGUCUCCAGGCAGCCCAGAGGGAGUCUCAGGUGAAGGUGAUGGAGGGCCGGCUGAAGCAGACGGAGAUCACCAGCGCCACACAGAACCAGCUGCUCUUUCACAUGCUGAAGGAGAAGGCGGAGUUCAACCCGGAGCUGGACGCGCUGCUGGGGAACGCGCUGCAAGAGCUAGGUAACAUCCCGGCUGAAAACGGGGACGACAGCAGCAGUGAUGAGUCUGCACAGAGUCCUUCUGCAGAGGGAAACACCUUGGCUUCAGACCUCAUGAAGCUCUGUGGAGACACCAAAACAAGAAAUAAGGCUCGUAGGAGGACCACCACUCAGAUGGAGUUGCUGUACGCCAACAGCGACUCCGCCCCCGAUGCACCCACCGCAGACUUCUCCAGUCCGAUGCUGCCGUUAGCCGAAACCCCAGAAGGGGGAGGAGACGUGGACUCGUCAGGCUCAUCAGUCAGGGACUACACAGCUCUCUCCCCCGGCUUUUCCUCUAAAAUGGGCAGCAUUUCUGGCUCCAGAACUUCGUCAGGGGUGGAAAAGCGAGCGCCGGAGCCUUCCCCGCUCUCUCGCAGGAAGACCUAUGACAAGGCACAAGCAGCGGCCGACAGGGCAAAGGUCAAGGAGAUUAAACAGGGCGUCAUUAACCCGGUGCCGGCCACUAAGAGCAGUCGUGCGGCGACGUUGCAGUGCGUCCACGUGGCGGAGGGACACAGCAAGGCUGUGCUCUGCGUCGACUGCACCGACGACCUUCUCUUCACCGGAUCCAAAGACCGGACCUGUAAGGUGUGGAAUCUGGUGACGGGUCAGGAGAUAAUGUCCUUGGCCGGCCACCCCAACAACGUUGUGUCAGUCCGCUACAGCUCCAGUUUGGUCUUCACCGUCUCCACCUCCUACAUCAAAGUCUGGGACAUCCGGGACUCGGCCAAGUGCAUCCGAACGCUAACGUCCUCUGGUCAGGUCAACGUCGGGGAUGCUUGUGCGUCGAACACCAGCCGGACCGUCACCAUCCCAGCAGGAGAGAACCAGAUCAACCAGAUCGCUCUCAACCCCAACGGGACGGUUCUGUACGCCGCCGCCGGAAACUCGGUCAGAGUCUGGGACCUGCGAAGAUUUGCAUCCACAGGGAAACUCACCGGCCACCUCGGCCCAGUGAUGUGUCUGACUGUGGAUCGGUCCGGAAACAACCAAGACCUGGUUAUCACCGGGUCCAAGGACCAUUACAUCAAGCUGUUCGAUGUGACCGAAGGCUCUCUGGGGAGCAUCAGCCCAACACACAACUUUGAACCUCCCCACUACGACGGGAUCGAGUCGCUGGUGGUCCAGGGGGACAUUUUUUUCAGCGGCUCUCGAGACAACGGCAUCAAGAAGUGGGACCUGGACCGCAAAGACCUGCUGCAGCAAGUCCCGAACGCCCACCGUGACUGGGUUUGCGCCCUGGGUGUGGUCCCCGGGUCCCCGGCCCUGCUGAGCGGCUGCAGAGGAGGGGUGCUCAAGCUGUGGCACACGGACACGCUGGGGACUCUGGGGGAGCUGAAGGGUCACGAGAGCCCCAUCAACAGCAUCUCAACCAACAGCAGCCACCUGUUCACCGCCUCCGACGACCGGACUGUGAAGAUCUGGCGUGCACGUGGUGGACUGGACAGCUCCUUAGAGGCGGCGGACAACGUGGACGAGGUGGCCAGUAACUGAGCCGCCUGCCGGGUUCGACUCUGGAAGGACACUAACGGCAUCUUUCGAUGCUGCUUUCCUGCACUUUGACCCCUUUCUUCUUAAGCCCAGUGCUGACUCCUGGAACACACACCUUCCACGCCAUGUAACCUUACACUCUGUACGCUCGCAGAGCUCAGUCGUAGUUCACCGUAUUGUUAAUGACUCUCUGCAGCAAAAACUCAUCCUUUUCUCUUUUGCACUGUAGAUGAUCCGUCACAGUGGAUCGUGAUAAGAACUUGUCCUCACAAGGUGUUUAUUUAAGCGUUAAACACGACAAAAGUGUCUGCCGCUCAGCGCUGUGUCAGGAUAACGAACACCCGCAGACACACAAUUAUGCAGGAAAAGGGCCGCGGCGUGUUUUGUUAGAUUAGCGAAAAACAGACAGGAAGUCGAGCGUAAGAGGAGAAAAAGGCGGCAGAGCUAACGGGUUGGUAGCUGGUCUUCGCAACCCAGUUCUCCGGUUUCUUGGGAUUGUUCAGCUUGUUUUCUCUGCACUCGAAGCAGAGCCAAUGUACCCGCGCUCCUUUUCCCCCCCAGAGAACAAAAGUGGCUUUACUGUGCGUGAAAAAGACAAAUCACCGUUCCCCUUAACUUCCCGCUCCUGCUUUUGUGCUCCUCCCUCCUCAGUCUCUGCAGCUGUUUAAAGAUCAGCGACCAAAAUUGUGCGAACUUGUCGUCUUUGCUGCUCCGCGCUGCACCCGUGAGCAGAACACACUUUACAGUAACAGUUCAGCACUUUGAGAAAUACGCUUAUGUGCUGUUGUGAUUGUGAUGGUGCAUAUCUGUCUGUUAAUGUAAGGCUACAGCCAGCAGCUAAUUAGCUUAGCUUAGCAUUAAGACACAGCUGACAACAAAACCUGACUACCAGCACCUCUAGAGCUCACUGAUGAGCUCUUGAACACAUUAUAUCUUGUUUCUUAAUCCGUAUGAAAAACAGAGGGUAAAAGUUGUAGUUGACUGGGAGGUUUUGUGCUGGAUCUCUUGGCCAAGCUCAGUAACGUCCUCUCCCAACUUUGGCUUCUUUAUGGUUUAAACGAACAAGAUGCAAUGAGUUAAUAAGCUUUGGAGGCGCUGCCAACCGGAUUCUGUUACCUGCUGACAGCCAGGCUAGCUGUUUCCCCCUGCUCCCAGCCUUUAUGCUAAGCUAACUGGCUGCUGGCUGUAGCUGGUGUCAAUCCUCUCUGGCAGAGAGCAGAUAAGUGUAUUUCCUCUUGAGCACUUGUGAAAACCACCACAGUUAGUCUUUGAGAAACACUUAAUCCUUCUUAAAUGUGAGCAGGUUCGGCGUUUGUAUUCCACACCUGUUGUCCAUGUUUCAUCGUAUGUAAAAAAAAAAAAACAAACGUAUGUUCACGCUUCACGUGUUGCAGUUA